AGAUGUGUCACAAAGAACAGGAAGGAUUCCAUGGUCUCCAACCCUCACCAGUCCCCUGCCUGCUUGUGGGCUGCUCAGCACAACAAGCCAGGCUGCGGCCUCCUCAGCUGCGAACCCCUACCCCAGGAAGGUUGCUGCUUACUGAGGGAAGUUAACUUGGUGUAGCUGGAUGGAAGGAACUGCCAACCUGGCAUCCUGGCGAGGAGGCCCUCUGCACCACUGCUUCUCAGCAUUCGGCCUCAUUUGGAGAGCGUAAGAGCCAACCCGCUCUACAGUAAGACACGCUGCAAGAGAAUAGGAAAGCUUACACAAUGAAUACCUGCCAACAUUGUUCUCGCUCCAGGAGCUCAUGGGUAACAUACUCCACUAGGAACGUUCCCCACCCUCGGAUGCUCUGCCACAUACAAGGGUUAAACAAUAGUCCGAUCUGUUCUGUAAGACACAGCUGUUUCAGAGAACUCCCAUAUGCUGGCAAAACAGCCAUCCCUGAGCAAAAAGCUGAUGGAGAGUGUGUGCUAAAUGGGAAUGCCAGAGGCAGCUCACCUGCCGACAACUGCCUUCCAAGGCUUGAGGCUUUCAUGCAGAGAGGGCCUGGCUCUUCACAGCUUGCGGCACAACAUGGAGAAGGACUUGCAAAUGUUCCAGAGAGGACUCAAAGUAGUCCCAAACCACCAGAAAAGCUUUUGAAAAAACGACCCCAAACCUCUGUACAACCUGCAACUGCCCAGGGAAUCCUCCAGACUCUCUCCCAGCCUUCUUCUGCAUGCCUCAACUCAAGUCACAGUCCUCGUGCCCAGCAGAACACAGAUUUUGACCUAAGCUACCUGCACUGGGAAAUAAAGGUGCUUGAAAAACUGAGAAAUGUUUUCCAGACAGAUUCGCUUACAGAGAUCCAGGAAUGGCUCUCAAAGGCAAGUCUAAAAGAGAAAGUCUUUAUGUCCAGGCUGAUUUACUCUGAACUGACUGGUAAAGGCAGGCUGAAUAACCAGCCACAUGCAAUGCAGGAGGGUGCAGGAGAGAGCACGAAUAUCCAGAGUUUGCUAAAGCCUCAGUCUCCUCAGAGAGGUCCAGAAGGAGAUAUAAAUAACAGGCCUUCAACUAACAGAUCAGAAGCAAGUCAAAACAUGAAGCAUGAAAUGGAUAAAGACCGUAUUUUGUUCUCAAGGGUGAGAAACAGAGGUCCAGCACAUGCAGACACAUCAUCUCCAGAGAAGAGCCAUGGCUGGCAAUGGAAACAAAGAGAUGUGCCCUUGAAUGCUGCCCUGCAGCACACCAAACAACAGAUAGCUCCCUCCCAAGGGAGGCCCAUAUCUUCAUAGCCAUUAAAGCAGCUGCAAGUCAUUUUCACAUACAGAAAUGCAUACUCUUAGCACUUACAGAUAUAAAAAUUAGAACAAAUGUAAAGAAA
Messenger RNA from Phasianus colchicus (ring-necked pheasant), 1408 nucleotides. RefSeq names its product chromosome 4 C4orf17 homolog (gene C4H4orf17). The record is from RefSeq and is a predicted model, not a curated record. Lineage: Eukaryota; Metazoa; Chordata; Aves; Galliformes; Phasianidae.